Messenger RNA from Monopterus albus (swamp eel), 4499 nucleotides. Its product is annotated as serine/threonine-protein phosphatase 6 regulatory ankyrin repeat subunit A-like. Gene Ontology annotation, molecular function: protein binding. Lineage: Eukaryota; Metazoa; Chordata; Actinopteri; Synbranchiformes; Synbranchidae. The transcript is spliced from 29 exons. Bases 1308 to 4484 code for a protein of 1058 amino acids. The record is from RefSeq and is a predicted model, not a curated record.
GCUGUUGCUGAGAAUAAAAGCAGUAGCAAAAAUGAGAAGUGGAAGAAGACCCAUAUACCUUGUUCAAGUUUAAAGGAACUCGGUUCAAAAUGGAAAAAGCAUGUGAAAAAAUCUUUACCCCUCAUAAGUUUAAAUGUAAAGAAAUCAACACAGUUUUCAGCCAGUCAGGAUCCCACAGGUCCUCACUGUUGUAAAGCAUGUGGAAAGAUUUUCCAUUAUAUGUACACACUGAGGACACAUGUGCAAACACACGCAAUGGACAAAAUCCAUAUCUGUGGAAUUUGUGGAAAACGUUCAGCGUCUAAAGAAAGUUUCAUCCAACACCUGCAAAUUCACACCAAGAAAAACAAAUGCAGUAUAUGUGGCAAGCAGUUUUCAAAUCAUUCCCGUUUGAAACAGCAUAGGAGGUUUCACAGACCAAAGGGUCUCAAUGUUAUGUUAUCAGCUUAAAAACCACAGUUGACUGAAAUCCUAUAGUUGUCAUAAAUGCAUCAAAUCCUGGAAUCAUUAUUGGAAUCCUACAGUAAAAUCUACUAAGUGGUACUUGCUAGUUCACUUUGUGCUAAUGGGAGAAAUGACUUAGUUCCCAGAUGAACAUUAUUUUUUAUUGUUGGAUUUUUUUUUGUGACAAUUUGUAGGUUUAACAUAAAAACACUUAAGUCGAUUGUUUUCUUCCUCUUUUGGAAAGUGUUUAAGUGAAAGGCUUUAGGUAGGCCUAGUCACCAAACUCCACCAAACAGAUUGUAUUAUUGACAGAUGCAGUGCCAUUAAGAUCAUCCCCAGGAUUUAGAUGAAAUCUGGUUUAAAUUCAAGGAAUUAUCUCUUUGUAUCUACAAUAAAUUAUUUAAAUAUUCUGUUGUGCCUCUGCAUAACUAACAUAUCCAGUUAUCUCGAAUCAAUAUUUGAGCUAAUAUUUCUGAGCUUGUAUGAUAAACAUUUUCCACAUCACAGUAUCAGAAAAUAUAUUGACACAGUGACUACGUGACACCUGUGUAUUGCACUUUUCUAUAUCAAUAAUUGAAUAAAAAUGUACUGGCACUGCCACAAAAACCUGUAGUGACUCCUGGACUUGAAUUGACAGUCCGUGCGGUCAGUGAGUGUUUGCUAUCGGUUCGGUGACUUGUGUUUUGGUCCCAACUUUUUCGUUUAAUAAUUUCUGUCCCAUGAUGUGGUUAAUUUGCCCAUGGUAGGAAGGAAGGAAGAGGGGAAGCAGCACCGUUUGGCUCCAGAGUCUGUUCUCAUUCAGUUCUCUCGGUUAAUUUACAGUAACUCCCGAGCGAGUUAUUGCCUUCUUUUACACAGGGAAUAUGGCUGUGUUGAAGAUACAAGACCAGCCAUCUCUGUUAAGAGCCAUCUUCAACGUGGACCCAGAUGAAGUUCGCUCCCUUAUAUUCAAGAAAGAGGAUGUCAACAUUCAAGACAAUGAGAAGCGGACACCACUGCAUGCUGCAGCCUACCUGGGAGAUGCUGAGAUCAUUGAACUGCUCAUCCUCUCAGGAGCCAGAGUUAAUGCCAAAGAUAGCAAGUGGUUGACUCCUCUUCAUCGAGCUGUCGCCUCUUGUAGUGAGGAUGCAGUAGCAGUUUUGCUGAAGCACAGUGCAGACGUUAAUGCCCGGGACAAGAACUGGCAAACGCCACUCCAUGUAGCAGCUAGCAACAAGGCAGUACGCUGUGCUGAGGCGCUGGUACCACUGCUAAGUAAUGUGAAUGUGUCUGACCGGGCUGGACGCACCGCCUUGCACCAUGCUGCCUUCAGUGGACAUGUAGAGAUGGUGAAGCUGUUACUGUCUAGAGGAGCCAAUAUUAAUGCUUUUGACAAGAAAGACAGGAGAGCCAUUCACUGGGCAGCCUACAUGGGUCACCUGGAAGUAGUGAAGUUACUGGUGGACAGUGGAGCUGAGGCCGACUGUAAGGACAAGAAGGCCUAUACGCCACUUCAUGCAGCCGCCUCCAGUGGCAUGAGCAGCACAGUGCAUUACCUGCUGAGCCUGGGGGUUCACGUAAAUGAGGUGAAUGCCUAUGGCAACACCCCUCUCCAUUUGGCCUGUUACAAUGGGCAGGACGUAGUGGUCAGUGACCUCAUCAAGGCAGGGGCAAAUGUCAGCCAGGUGAAUGAGAGGGGGUUUUCUGCUCUCCACUUGGCCUCCUCCUCACGCCAGGGGGCGCUGUGCCAGGAGCUGCUGCUGUCCCAUGGAGCCUACAUCAACAUCCAGAGCAAGGAUGGUAAAACUCCCCUCCACAUGGCAGCUACCCAUGGGAGGUUCUCCUGCUGUCAGGCCCUUAUUCAAAAUGGAGCUGAGAUUGAUCGUGAGGACAAGAGCAGAAAUGCUGCCCUUCAUAUCGCUGCCCGCUACGGCCACGAACUCAUCAUCACAUCUCUCAUCAAACAUGGGGCCAACACCUGCAAGAGAGGCAUUCAUGGGAUGUUCCCUCUACAUCUGGCAGCUCUCAGCGGCUUCUCAGACUGCUGCAGGAAGCUGUUGUCCUCAGGGUUUGACAUAGACACCCCUGAUGACUUUGGAAGGACCUGUCUACAUGCUGCUGCAGCUGGAGGGAACCUGGAGUGCCUGAACCUGCUGUUAAACAUAGGAGCAGACUUUAACAGGAAAGACAACUUUGGAAGGACUCCUUUACACUAUGCAUCAGCCAACUGUAACUACCAGUGUGUGUUUGCCUUGGUGGGCUUCGGGUCAAGCAUCAAUGAGCUGGACCAGAGAGGCUGCAGCCCCCUACACUAUGCUGCUGCUGCUGACACUGAUGGAAAGUGUGUUGAGUACCUGUUAAGGAAUGAUGCUGAUCCCAGAGUGAGAGACAAGCAGGGUUACAGUGCUGUACAUUAUGCUUCAGCCUAUGGGCGCACACUAUGCCUGGAACUGAUGGCAAGUCAGACCCCUCUAGAUGUGUUAAUGGAGACAUCAGGAACAGACAUCUUGAGUGGCUCAGAGAACCAGGCACCCAUCAGUCCUCUCCAUCUGGUGGCAUACCAUGGACACUGUGGAACAUUAGAAGUUCUCCUGUCAUCGUUGGUGGAUGUGGAUGUUUGCAGCCCAGAGGGCCAAACCCCCCUCAGCCUGGCUUCCUCCAGGGGUCAUCAGGAGUGUGUGUCCUUGCUGCUACACCAUGGCGCCUCACCCAUGACCCGGGACUACAAACAGAAAAAGACAGCCAUACAUGCUGCAGCUAUGAGUGGCCACCCCGAGUGCCUGCGCCUGCUCAUGAGCAAUAACAAACAACACAUUAACGUGGAUGUACAAGACACCAACGGACAGACUCCUCUGAUGUUGGCACUGCUGAAUGGAAACACAGAGUGUGUGUACUCUCUGCUCAGUCAAGGAGCCAAUGUAGAGAUACAAGACCGCUGGGGGAGGACAGCACUACACCGGGGGGCUGUGACAGGCCAGGAGGAGUGUGUUGAGGCCCUCCUCCAGCGGGGGGCCAGUGUUUGUGUGAAAGACAUCGGGGGCCGCUCCCCUCUUCACCUGGCAUCCGCUUGCGGCCGUGUAGGUGUGCUGGGUGCCUUGCUGCAGGCCAUCAGCACCUCACAUGCUAACACACACCUCACGGACAACCAGGGCUACACACCAUUGCACUGGGCCUGCUACAAUGGAUAUGAUACAUGUGUGGAGGUGCUGUUAGACCAGGAGGUGUUCAGGCAGAAUAAAGGCAACUCUUUCAGUCCGCUGCACUGUGCUGUUAUGACUGACAAUGAGGGAGUGGCUGAGAUGUUAAUUGAUUCCUUGGGCCCAACUAUCAUCAACAGCACUGAUUCUAAGGGCAGGACCCCCCUUCAUGCUGCAGCAUUUUCUGACCAUGUAGAAUGCAUUUCCCUUCUUCUGAGCCAUGGAGCUCAGGCAAACCUAGUGGACACACACAUGCACAGGACCCCGCUGAUGAUGGCAGCGCUACAGGGACAGACCAAUGCCGUGGAGGUGUUGGUGAGCAGUGCUAAAGCAGACUUGGCACUACAGGAUAAAGACAGAAACACAGCAUUACAUCUGGCCUGCAGCAAGGGUCAUGAAACAUGUGCCUUGUUGAUUCUGGAGAAGAUCAGCGACAGAAACCUCAUCAACUGCACCAAUGCUGCUCUCCAGACGCCCCUGCAUGUAGCAGCCAGGAAAGGUUUGACAGUGGUGGUCCAGGAGCUGCUGGGGAAAGGAGCCAGUGUGUUGGCAGUGGAUGAGAAUGGUUACACUCCAGCUUUGGCCUGCGCUCCAAACCGUGAUGUAGCUGACUGCCUGGCCCUCAUCCUCAACUCCAUGAUGCCUGCCUCCCCCAUGGUCACCAUAGCAGCUUUACCAGCACUUUCUCUCACCCCAGCAGUCACCAACCACCACCCCACCUCCAACCACAUCUCCAAGGGUGUGGCCUUUGACACCCUACCUCCGCUGAGCCCCAGUCAUGCCUCUUACUGUAGGCCAGAGCACCCACUGUCUUCUGUUUCUGCAGACGAAGAGCUGAAUGACUCGGACUCAGAAACGUACUAAGGAGUACUGGACAGC